Messenger RNA from Astyanax mexicanus (Mexican tetra), 859 nucleotides. Its product is annotated as olfactory receptor 52E2-like. The record is from RefSeq and is a predicted model, not a curated record. Gene Ontology annotation, cellular component: membrane. Gene Ontology annotation, molecular function: olfactory receptor activity. Bases 1 to 603 code for a protein of 200 amino acids. The transcript has 2 exons. Gene Ontology annotation, biological process: G protein-coupled receptor signaling pathway. NCBI's taxonomy places the organism in Eukaryota, Metazoa, Chordata, Actinopteri, Characiformes, Acestrorhamphidae.
AUGAAGUAUAUUUAUUUUUUUUGUUACGUGUCUAUAUGUAAACCUUUACAGUACGUGACUUUAGUUAAAAUGUCUACAGUUAGAAAACUCUUAUUUAUCUGCUGGUUUGUUCCUUCAUGUGAGAUUGGUGUAGGCGGGAUUCUGACAUAUCAGCUGAAUUUGUGUAAAUUUAAGUUAAACAGAAUCUACUGUAAUAACAGUGCCAUUGCUAAAUUAAGCUGUGGAGGAACAUCUGCAAAAACCACAUAUGGAAUGAUAAUCUUCAGCAUUGCUGUUUUUCCACCGGUGAUUUUUGUAAUCUACUCCUACAUUGGGAUAUUAAUCGUCUGUUUAAAGAGUUCAAAAGAAUCCAGAAGAAAAGCUCUUCAGACCUGCUUCCCUCAUCUGAUCAUCUUCACCAGUUUCACCUGCACCUCAUGUUUUGAGGUUAUAUACGGCAGAUUAGACACUAAUAUACCUCAACUGGCUGCUAUGGUUUUAUCAGUUGAAAACCUAGUUAUUCCUCCUUUACUCAAUCCUAUUGUUUAUGGGUUAAAACUGCAGGGGAUUCUGAACUGCAUUAAGAAGAUGUUCUUAAAAAAUAAAACACACAUCGUCUUUUAGAGUAGACUUUUUUUCUUUUACCGUUUUAUGCAAUGCAACCUAUAGGCUAACACUUGUUGUAAAAAUGAAAAAGUUGAGAAAAUUAACAUUCCUCCUUUUCUAAAUCCUGUUAUUUACAGAUUUUCUGUAGGAUUAAGAGAAUGUUCUUGAAAAACAGAACACAUAUGCUGUUCUAGAUACACAGAAUAUCACUACUUUAUAAUGCAUACUGUACAGUGUACACUUCAGGGGCUCCAAAAAGUAAAAAAAAAAAAAA